This is a messenger RNA of Gasterosteus aculeatus aculeatus (three-spined stickleback), 4717 nucleotides long. RefSeq names its product polyprenol dehydrogenase. Lineage: Eukaryota; Metazoa; Chordata; Actinopteri; Perciformes; Gasterosteidae. The record is from RefSeq and is a predicted model, not a curated record.
CGACGGCUUCUUAUUGGAACGUAUCCCCCUAACGGAACUGCACUUCUCCCCUCUGCGCCGCUCUGCUCUGCUCACUCCGCGACGGAUCGAGACAGAGAUGUUAUCUGCAGUUCGGUCAUGUCUUCUACCAAUUAUCCGACUUUAUCUGCUCGGCAUCAAGGUUCUGUUGGUUCAGCUGCUCAGCGGACCCUUCAGGUUGCCAGUGAUGCCCAGACAAGAUGGCAAGGUUGCCAUAGUGACAGGAGGAAGUAGGGGAAUCGGCUAUGAGGCAGUCCGCCACAUGGCAAAGCUGGGGGCGCAUGUUGUCAUCGGUGGGAGGGAUGAGCGGGAGGGUCUGCUGGCCGUCAGAAGGAUCUGUGAAGAGAACAAAGAAGCCAAAGUGGAGUUCUCCAAACUGGACCUUGCCUCUUUGCAGUCUAUUCGUCAGUUUGUCCAGAGAUUCAAGGAGCAGAAUCUGCCACUGAACAUUCUCAUUAACAAUGCUGGUGUCAUGCUGGUUCCUGAGGGCCGUACUGAAGAUGGAUUUGAGCAGCACAUCGGCGUGAACUACCUAGGCCACUUCCUGUUGACCUGGCUGCUCCUGGACACACUGAAGGAUUCUGGGAAAUGCGGUUACUUCUCUCGUGUUGUCAGCGUCUCCUCCUCAGCCCACCGCGUUGGCAAGAUUGGACUAAAUGAUUUAAAUAGCUGCCGGUAUUAUUCACCCCAUGCUGCCUACUGUCAAAGUAAGCUGGCCCAGCUGUUAUUCAGCUCCCACCUCCACCAGGAGCUGCAGCGGCGAGGUUUCCCCCUGAGUUCGUGUGCCGUGGACCCCGGCAUGGUGGACACCGCUCUGUAUCGCCACCUCGGGACGCCGCUGAGCCUGGUGCACAGCGCCGUUGCUCGCCUGCUUUUCAGGACUCCUGCGGAGGGCGCUUCCACUGUGUUGCUGGCCGCCCUGUCGCCGGCCCUGGAGGGGGAGGGUGGGGGAGGCUACUGGGCCACGGGGCACAGGGAGAUGACAACACCACCGACCUUUGACCCCCAGCUGCAGCUAAGCCUGUGGGAAACCAGCGUCCAGUUGCUGGGUCUGCAGUAGCACGGGAGGAAGGGACGACUAAGCGGAGUGAAGCAGAUGCAGACCCGUACCGUUCUCCACCGCCGCCCUUUGUCUCUCAAAACGAGGUGUUCGUAGAGGACAAUCUGACAAUCCACCGCGGGACUGUGAUUGCGAAUCGGUUAUUGGGGGGUUGAAGACCUACAAUUGUUCCAGACGAACCGCCAAAGAACGCUUGCUUUAGUUUUAUUCGGAGUGAGCAGUAGGACAUAUACACAAUAGGGUUAAAUUGGUACAUGGCUUUGCUGGCCUUAAGUUAGUAACAGAUAUCGGCUGUCAUCCAUCUCUGAAGUUCAUUCACUGAUCCUAGCUAAGCCGGAAUCCUCCCGCCAUGUCGUGUUGUAACACCUGUGAUGACCCGCUCUGCCUUAAUGUCUUCAGUCCGGCUCUCAGCGAAGACGAUCCCUUCGGAGGCUUUUCCAUCCUCAAAAGUAAACGUCCCAGGCGACAUCAAGAUGCUUUCUAGGAAAAAAGAACACUUCUGUUUCAUUAUUUUGGCGCAGUGACUUCAAAAUCGCAUGGCGGUCAACCACACACACACACACACACACACACACAUGUUGAUGCACCAUGAUAAUGUCCUGAAUUUUCAAAUGUGAACCUGCCUUUCUGUGGCAGGGAAACGUGACGUUGUCUGGUUGCUUGGACUUAUCGCGAUAUCUCACUGCUCACUGAACGCCAUCCCGUUUGACUGGGAGCACUUUGCCAGGAGCUGUAUUAUAAGCUAUUUUUUUGUUGUUGUUCUCAUGCCGAUAUGAUGCACUUUUCUCGCUCGCCCAGCAAUCCAUCAAAGGACGUUUCAUGGGUACUAUCGAGGGUGGGGGGGGCAUUGACAAAAGGAAGAGAUCCCAUGUAAAAUGCAGGCCUAAUUUUGGAAUAAUUCUCCCUAUACACCCAAGAGUGAUGACACAUUCUGGGGAAUUCUCCUGCUGUUGACAUUUUAUGAAGCCAGUCUGCUCAGAAAUGUCGGGGAACCAUCCGCCUCUUCUGUCCCCAUUUCCCUUUGUGAUCUGUGUUAAUCGGUUUUACUGUGUGUGUGAUACGUGUGUGUGUGUGUGUGUGUGUGUGUGUUUUAUGCAUGAAUUAAUUCAUGCGCUCUAGACCCGGUUGAUAUUGAGGGAUAGCACAACAAUAACGGAACACCGAUGGGAGGAAGAGAGGUGAAAAGCACUUUUUUUCCCCUCCAGAAUUCUGUGAUUGGUUCCUCAUCACUGCUGCUGCUGCUUUCUCAUUUGGCGCCGCUCCCAGUGCAUUGUGGGAUUGAGAUUUCCCUGUGUCAUGAGAAAUCAAACUCCAUCUGCUGAGCUGACACACACACAUACACACACACAGUCCGAAACAUUGGAAGCCGUACAUCCGGGCACAGGCUUAUCUAGACAAGCACACAGCAAACAAACACGUCUGUUACUCGUGCAGGAAAACACGCGUGCACACACACACACACACACACACACCGCGCCAUAAUGCCAUCGCCACUGUGAUAAACCAUUUUAGCUGUGAAGAUGAAAAGUUUUAUCUCAAAUGAAUAAAUCCUGCCCCACAUGCCAUCCCAGUGCUCCGAAUGCUGCCACUGAGCAUCCAGCGUUUGUUAUUAUCAGCCGUAUGUGAAGCAAUAGUACCACCGGGAGCUAAUUCAGCACGUCACACAGAGACAGACAUCCAGAAGAGGGAAAGAACCCGAGAAUGUGAAGGUGAAAAAAGGAAAAAGAUUUACACAUAAUAUCAGGAAUUCAAAUGUCCCUGUCUAUAUGUAUGAAAACGCUUCUUGUAUAUGUAACAUAUAUUUAAUUAUGUAUAUAUUCAAUCAACCGGCCAAUAAAGGCUUCAGUGUAAAUUGGGAUGUUUAAUCCCAGGCAAAAAAACAGUGGACCAUGUUAAUGGUAAAUAAAUCCAUGUUACUUUCAUUUAUUUGUAAUGCCCUGUGAUUAACAUGUCCAUGCUGCAAACAAGCCCGGCUUCCUCUCGUCGGUGCAGUACAUGUUAUGGGUUCGGCCUUGAAGGGCUCAUUUUGAUGAGCUAGAGAGUCUGGAUCUUUAGACUAAUUCUGCAUUCGUGUCCUGCGGGAUGGAUGUUAGGACGUUUCCACACUUACACUUGAGGAAGCUGUUCUCAUCACCUGACAUCUCCAGAUGGUUGGACUUCUUGUUUCAAAUACUCUUUGGUGACUUUUACUCAAAUCAACGUUGACAUAUAUACUGUGGUGAAUAGAUGGAAUGGUGGGGAGAAUAUCUUUACCAGUCCUAAUUACUUUUACAGUUUAAACCUCACUUGUGUGAGAGAAGAUGAUUCCCGUGAGCCAAUUAAACAAAUUCAAUUCAGUUAACUUAUUAAGCAGAACAGCACAAUCCAGAACUUAAGUGUAUUUGAAAUAUAAGUCCAAUCCAUGUUUGAAAUGUUCAUUCUGAAGCUUUUCCCGGUGUACUUAGUAUCCGUUCACCUACUCGGCGUAGAAGCAGUGUGAGCUGCUCGGAAUAACAAAACAAAAAGCGUUUCUCGCCUCAGUGCUUCCUUGUCCGACCGCGCGGCCUCAAUAACAGAAUACCAAACGUCCCGACCGGGGCCCGUCCAAACAAAUGCGCUCGUCUCCCCUCACAAGUGUGAAAGCACCAGCUCAGUCAGCGGCUCUCUUUUAAAAAGUACAAGCCUGCAGUGUGUGUGUGUUUGUGCGCUACAACCUAAGUCAAAGAGCUACCGGGUUCUUCACAGUCCAGCUGCUACAGCAGCUGUAUUAGAACCUGAGGGGGGGGGGACGAGGCCUCGGUGUCCCCUGCUGUGUCAGCGGGCAGAAGAGGGCAGCUCAAUGAUUACCUUGCUUUAUGUUCACCGGGGGCCCCGAGAAGCGCUUGGAGCACAGACCGGCCCACACGGGGAACUUUCAAAAACAGUGUCGUCCGUAUGUGAAUUAAUCGUAUCCAAGCGCUGUCGCCACUGCACGGUGGACUGACGGCGCUCUCAUAGCCAUUCUUCUGUCACAGCUGGACUUACAUUUAUAUUAAAUGUUUUGGGUCCCAAAUUCUGCUAAUUCUAAAUGUGUGUAUGUACAGGAGAGAGAGAUCAUGUAGAGAUGAACACAGGGGGCAACCAGAUGAACCGAGUCUUUACUCUGGUCUCAGUCCGGUCAAGAGCCGACACAUGCAGACAUUUGUCCAUCCGUCACCUUUUAUUUACCCCCCCCCCCCCCCCUCAUCAUGUUCUCCUCCCUAGAACGAGCAUGUUCCCCCCCUUAAAUACAGUGUAAACAUUCCGUCCAUCUGGGCCCCUGAGGAUUGAUGAAUCGUGCAAUUUUAUUUUUUAUUUUUGAUCAUUACUCUGUUGUUGCUGAGAUAUGCACCGCGUUGCUUUUGUCGUCCCUGAGAAGAAAAGCUCCCUCAUAUAUGUGUGAUAACUGUGAAUUUUUACAUGUAGCCAAGAUGCUUGUGGAAACUGUGAUUAUCGUCUUGUCCUGUGCAUUGCUGUACGGUUUUUCUCUCUGUGGAGUGACGGGAGUGGAAGCGAGAGUGAAUGUGUGUGUGUGUGUAGAUAAGGUCCAUGUUUUUGUCAGUGGUUGUGAUAUUCCAGCAGCAGCCACCACCUUUUCUAUUAUCCAAAGCCUCUCAAUAAACAUAUCAUUGUGCCAGUCUU